UGGAAGAAUUCCAGGAAAGAGAUAGCAGAUGGGCAUACUCUCGUGCAUACUCGAUCUGACCGUUAACGUUAACAAGUACAAAUCGAUGUGUGCGGGAUGCCGUAUCGAAUUACCGCGCAAAAUAAAAAUGAAGCGGACUGUAAUCAACGUGCAAUCUAUGGACAAUGCACGUUUCGCGUGGGCGGUGGUUGCAGCGUUAUGUCCAGCUGACAAACACGCAAAUCGUCAAUCUUCGUACCCACACUAUACAUCGAUAUUGAAUAUGCACGACAUUGAAUUUCCAAUGCGCAUAAACCAAAUUAAAAAGUUUGAACGGUUGAACGAUAUUUCGAUUAACAUUCAUAGUAUGGAGAAAAGAUAUGACAACGCAGCAAAGAAAGAAGAAAACGUGGUCGUGCCCAUACGUCUCACGGAACAGAAAAUGGAGAAACAUGUCAACCUGCUGCAUAUCCCAAAUCCGCAAGCAUGUGACAACACUGGACACUUCGCGUGGAUCAAGAAUUUGUCCCGACUCGUCAGCUCAAAGCUGAGCAAAAAGGAACACAAAAAACAUAUUUGCGACCGGUAAUUAUA
Molecule: messenger RNA, 573 nt
Organism: Harpegnathos saltator (Jerdon's jumping ant)
Lineage: Eukaryota; Metazoa; Arthropoda; Insecta; Hymenoptera; Formicidae
Exons: 1
Coding region: 29-568 (179 amino acids)
Source: RefSeq, a predicted model, not a curated record